AUGCCCCGAAUCGUACUUUACCAGUAUCCCGGCUCCCCUUGGGGCGCCAAGGUGGCCUUUUAUCUGGCCCUUCGAGGUAUCGCAUACAGCGAAUGCCACCAGCCCAUGACAUGGCCACGGCCAGAUCUUGAGCCACUCGGCAUCCGAUACCGUCGGAUCCCGAUUAUGGCGAUUGGGAGAGAUAUUUACUACGACUCCUCUCUCAUUUUCGACAAACUGGAAGUCCUGUACGCGGAAAACCGGAUGGGCGCUACGAAGCCGUCUGAGCAGGCUCUGGAGAAGUUGACCGAACGAUGGGUCGAGACAUGCGUGCUCCCCUCGGUUUUCUCUUUGCUGCCCACCGAGCUGCCAUUUGUCAAGGACGAAAAGUUCCUCCAAGAUCGGAUGACGCUAUGGGGGGAGGAUAUGAGUGCAAAAGCCAUCUCCAGUGGCCGAUCCAGGUCUUUGGUGGAAAUGCAAGGCCACUUUGCUUUUCUAGAGCGUCUGCUGCAGGAUGGACGGACAUGGCUGCAGGAUACUCCUGAACCCAGCUUGACUGACAUUCAUGCCGUCUUUCUGAUCGACUGGCUUUCGAAAAUGCCGGGCGCCUUGCCAAACAAUUUCUUCCCUACCGAUGUCUAUCCGCGCACGUGGGCCUGGCUUGGAAAGUUCCAAAGUACACUUGCGGAGUGCCAAGGCAGAACCGGGGCGCCAAUUCUACUCGCCGGACCCGAUGCAGCAAAGCAGAUUCUGGCAUCCGAUUUUGGCGAGCCUCAGGGCAUGACCUCUGCCACGACUGGGGAGGAGGAGGAUCCCACCGGGCUGAAGAGGGGGCAGUUGGUUGCCGUCUAUCGAAAUGAUGACAUCAUCUCCCGCACCAAGCAUCGAGACAUCGGGCGUCUGAUGUCAUUAACCCCACAUGAGAUCGUGGUAGCAAUUGGCGCGGGUACACGCUCAGAAGUGCGAGUCCACUGUCCUCGGUGGCAGUUUGCGAUAGAAGGGGUUGAGGAAUAG
This is a messenger RNA of Aspergillus tubingensis, 993 nucleotides long. RefSeq names its product glutathione S-transferase. The transcript is spliced from 2 exons. The record is from RefSeq and is a predicted model, not a curated record. The coding region runs from base 1 to 993 and encodes 330 amino acids. NCBI's taxonomy places the organism in Eukaryota, Fungi, Ascomycota, Eurotiomycetes, Eurotiales, Aspergillaceae.